This is a messenger RNA of Aspergillus wentii DTO 134E9, 3309 nucleotides long. Its product is annotated as DUF3433 domain-containing protein. NCBI's taxonomy places the organism in Eukaryota, Fungi, Ascomycota, Eurotiomycetes, Eurotiales, Aspergillaceae. Bases 168 to 3206 code for a protein of 1012 amino acids. The record is from RefSeq and is a predicted model, not a curated record. The transcript has a single exon.
CUGACGAGAAAGUCUUCCUCAUCGUUGCUGGAUUCUGGGGACAGGUCGAGUAUCGAUCCAAGCAGCUCGCGCCAUGGCAAUCCAUGAGGCAGAGGCUGCGACCGGCAUCGCAGAGCCUGCUGCUUGAUUAUAUCACGCCGUGGAAUGUCAUUUCCAUGUUUCGCUCGAUGAAGCAGAAACACUGGGCUGUUGCGCUCUCUGUGCUGGGGUCUCUGCUUAUCACAUUGCUUACCGUCUUUUCAACCGGUCUGUUUAUGUUGGAGAGUGUGCGACUGGAGAACAUUCCGACGACGUUGAAAGCUUCCGCACAAUUCAGCAGCAGUGGAUACGAUAGCAAAAUGGUGGACGGUGUUCCUGUCUUGAGUGUUGCUGGGAUUCGACAGUUCAAUCUUUCUUAUCCAACGGGGACGACGGAUAAGUAUGCCUUUUCGCCUUUCAACGCGCCCAGCACAAGUACAGGCACAAACAAAGUCAUCACCGGCAGGGUGAAUCUGUUCUCUGCAGACCUCGAAUGCGAACAAGGCAAACUCACCAAUUACACCGCGUACAAUGUCACCGGGGGCAGUAGCGGUGGGCCUAUUAGCAUCAUACCAACCGCGAAUCUCACGCUCAGCUCGCCGUCAUGCGAUACAGAUCCUAUUCAGACGACGAUAUUCGCCGUACCCGAUCAGAACAGUACCGCUGCCGAUGUAUUUUUUGAGAAGUGCACGGGUAAUGGCCAGACCGGCUCACGACUGAUAUUUGUGAGCGCAAGGAUGCUGAGGGCUGGGUCGUACCACAGCAUAUCACCGGGCGCAUUCUUUUGCAAGCCCACAUACACGAUAUCCAAAGGAUUGGUCUCAUUGUUUGCGAAUAACCAGAGUGUCACUCGUCUCGUUCCUCUCAGGAAUGAAACAUCCCGCCGCGAUGCAAUUCCAGGCAUUGGGUAUUCCGAGAUCAUCUCGUCCUUGAACUCGAGUCUGCUGGGAGCGGAGAAGCCAGUCACGGGGGUCUCUACGGGGAAUACCAGCAUCAACCACCUUGGGACUUUCUACAAGAUAGCAAACAUGUCUUCCCCGUUUGACGCAGAGAGUCUUUUUGAGCCAUCGUCUUUCCAGAACAUCUCCACAAGAACAUACCAGUCGCUAGUUGCACAAAUUGCAAGACAGAACUUCAUGACCUCGUCUGACAGUGAGUUCACAGGGACAUAUUCCGCCACCCAGCAAAGACUUAUUGUCAGAGAACUGUCUGUGCGAGCCAUGGAAGCGAUUCUGGCUGUUCUGAUUCUGGUAGCUGCAGUCAUGCUGGUCUGUAGACCAGUGCAUUCAACGCCCCGUGAUCCCGGUCCUCUGUCCGGUCUCACAGCGAUAUUAUCCAGGAGUCCUCAAUUAACGGAAAGGCUUGAUGGGACACAGAAUAAAAAAGACAUGAAAGCAAGGUUGGCCAAUGGUCUAUAUAUCGGCGAGGUUGCUAGCCAGAGCGGCGAGAAGACGUUCCGCAUCAAGGCAAAGUACCAGGGAAACAAUAAAGCUCAUACUGGUGCUACCAUCUCAUGGUGGCAGCCCAUAUCUCGGUGGUGGCAAACUGUCACAAUACUUCUUCCUAUCUUGAUCAUCGGCGGAUUGGAAGCCGCAUACCAAGUAUCGAAGAGUAAAGAUGGGCUGGGGACUAUCACGUCUACUGGAUAUAUCCAAUAUGUCUGGGUGUAUAUACCUGCACUGGUGAUGUUGCUUGUCCGGAUCUUCAUAAAUGGCAUUCACUUCUCCUUAAUGAUUCUCCAGCCCUAUCUUCAAUUAAAACGCGGAGCAGCGACUGCUAGCAGCAUGAUGGAGAACCACCUUUCUAAGAUCACACUAUAUUCAUUCUGGUGUGCCCUGUUUAAGAAACAGUUUAUUCUUGCUGCAUCUGCCCUGUCUGUUAUUAUUGCCCCUAUCUUAACCAUCGCUGUAAGUGGUUUAUACUCGACCGAGGAUGUGCCAGUCCCUCGCCCAGUGUCAAUAAUGGCGAGUGAUUCUUUUAACGAACACGGAGGACCUGCCCAUGAUAAUGGCCGAACAGCAUCAGCGCUCAUCGGGUCGUUGAUUGUGGCAAGAAACAUGUCUUAUCCAGCCUGGACGUACGACGAGCUCAUCACUCCAACUCUGCGGGAGGACUCCGUGACUGACCUGGACGGGGAUCUUCCCUAUCAACCAUCAAACAAGACCUCCGACGACUCUGCGCUGAUAGACCUGACACUUCCAGCGCUCCGAGUUAGUCUAAACUGCACCUCUCUGCCGAGGAAGAACAUCUCAUUAAAGAGCUUUCCAGCCGGGGGUUCAUCUGACUGGGAGUUACAGAUGCACUUUGGCUCCGACUGCCGAGCUUAUUCUGGUACAACGAUGACAGUCAAAAGCAACAAUCCAAAUGCUACCCAGACAGUCUUUGGACAGUUUACAGAUUAUAUAGCCUCCUUCAACGGCUGUCCCCAAAUAGCAGCACUGUACGGUACCCUGACUCCGCACAACUCUACCAGUGGCGUCCAUGGAUUCGCCUGCAAACCAUAUUUGAACCAGGUUGAAGCCAGAACGACACUUGCCUACCCAGGGCUGCAGAUCCAGUCAUUGGAUGUGGACGAAUCAACUAUGAAGCCAUCUAAAGAUUUCGCCUUUCCAACUAUCAUUACUUCCAUGCCCAACAUCACUAAUAGCGCUGGCAACAAGGCCUUUGACAGCUUUUUCUCCAUCAUAACGAGCAUCCAGGGAGCCUUGAAUACAUCCGACAUUGUGAAUCCAGAUGCCAUGCCGUCAGUCAUCAAUGCUACGCAACACCUCUACCGGGUUCUCAUGGCUCAAUAUCUCAAUGCGGAGGCUCGUACUGCCUCCUCCACCUCGAUACCAUAUAACGGGACCAUAUGGGACCCUACACCAGUGCGUCUUGUGCAGAGUGUGGUUUCCACACGCAUCUUGGACGGGUGCCUUGCCGCAAUGACAAUAUGUUCUCUCAUUGCGGUUUUCGGGACUCGAACUAGAAAAAUACUCCCUAUCAAUCCGUGCUCUAUCGCUGGUGCUACGACAUUACUAGCCGGUUCGGACAUGUCGAAGUCCGACGUUUUCCCACCAGAAUCAGAGUGGUGCAGUGACAAGGAAAUGACAAAACAGGGCUUAUUGAGCGGACUGAUAUUCGGGCUUGGAUGGUGGGAUAGACAGAGAUACGGAAUUGAUAUCGGGAAACCGGCGGAAACGCCAUAAUUUUAAAAUACAAAUAGCCUAUGAUUAAUGCCUUGAGAUAGUAAGCAAUAAUGACCAUUUCUAGUUAAGUCAUAGAGUGUAAGUUAUCCUAUGUCAAUCAACA